Ipomoea triloba (trilobed morning glory) is the source of this 2712-nucleotide messenger RNA. RefSeq names its product pentatricopeptide repeat-containing protein At2g22410, mitochondrial-like. NCBI's taxonomy places the organism in Eukaryota, Viridiplantae, Streptophyta, Magnoliopsida, Solanales, Convolvulaceae. Gene Ontology annotation, biological process: RNA modification. Bases 8 to 1984 code for a protein of 658 amino acids. The transcript has a single exon. Gene Ontology annotation, molecular function: RNA binding; protein binding. The record is from RefSeq and is a predicted model, not a curated record.
UAUCUCCAUGUUAUCCAAACCCCAAGCUCUACUCCGAUUCUACAGGCCUUUUUCCUCAAAUCACAAAUGGAAUUCAAAUCAACACCCGAAUUUAGUGAUCACUCACCCAACUCUCCUCCUCAUCGAGUCCUGCAAUUCCAUGUCCCAGCUCAAGCAAAUCCAGGCCAACAUGACAAGGACCGGCCUCAUCUUUCACACCUUCCCCGUCAGCAGACUCCUAUCCUUUUGCGCUUUGGAUGAUAGCGGAGAAAUACAUUAUGCGCGGCUGCUCUUUUCGCAAAUUUCAGAACCCAAUGUGUAUAUUUGGAAUACCAUGAUUAGGGGUUACGUUAAGGCUGAGCUUCAAGAAAUGGGGUUGUGUGUUUUCGGUAGAAUGGUUAGGGAGAAUAUAGAAAUGGAUGAACGAAGCUAUGUUUUUGGGCUGAAAGGGUGUGGGGUUUUAGGAGGGUUUUGGGUGGGCGAAUCCGUGCAUUGUAGGAUUAGGAAAGUCCGGUUUGACGAAGAUUUGAUCGUGAGAAAUGGGUUGGUUCAUUUUUAUGGACAGAAUGGGAGGAUGAAGGACGCGAAGAAGGUGUUCGACGAAAGUCCUGUGAGGGAUGUAGUUUCCUGGACUUCGUUGAUUGAUGGGUACUUGAGAAAGAAUAUGGCUGAUGAGGCAUUGGCGUUUUUUCAUAUGAUGUCCUCCAGUGGGGUUGAGCCGAAUGAGGUUACAAUGAUAGCAGUGUUCUCUGCUUGUGCACACAAGGGGGACUUGAUGUUGGGGAAGUUCUUUCAUGAAUCUAUGAAGAAGAGAGGCGCAGAAUGUGGGUUGAAUUUGCUGAAUGCUAUAUUGGACAUGUAUAUAAAGUGUGGCAGUUUGCCUUUGGCCAAAGAGCUCUUUGAGAAAAUGGAAGUAAAGGAUGCUUUUUCAUGGACAACCAUGAUCAAUGGGUAUGCCAAAAAUGGGGAAGUGGACCUAGCAAGGAAGUGUUUCAGUGACAUGCCACACAGAAAUGUGGUUUCUUGGAAUGCAAUGAUUGCAUGCUACUCACAGAACAAUAGACCAAAGGAGGCCUUGGAACUUUUUCAUGAAAUGGAAAGAAGAGGUCUGGCUCUCAUGGAGACCACUUUGGUGUGUGUGCUUUCUGCGUGUGCUCAAUCAGGUUCCUUGGAUAUAGGCAGACGGGUUCAUGAUUACUAUGUUAAGCAAAGGCGGAUAAAAUGCAGUGUAAUUCUAGUGAACGCAUUAAUCGACAUGUAUGCAAAAUGUGGAAGCAUUGAUGCUGCUGAGGAGCUCUUCGCUGAAAUGCCCGAAAGAGAUUUGGUGUCCUGGAACUCAUUAAUCGUGGGGUGUGCUUCUCAUGGGCUUGCUGGGAGGGCACUUACCCUUUUUGAACAAAUGAGAACUUUGGGAUUUAUUCCCGAUGAGAUCACAUUUGUGGGUGUACUAUCAGCUUGUGCUCAUGCUGGAUUGGUGAAUGAAGGCUGGAAGUAUUUGAGGGCGAUGGAAAUAUUUGGAUUAGUGCCAGCAAUGGUGCAUUAUGCAUGCAUGAUUGAUUUGCUGAGUCGAGUUGGGCAACUUAGAGAUGCUUAUGAGCUGAUAUUAGCAAUGCCCAUGGAACCGGAUACAGCUGUUUGGGGUGCCCUGCUUAAUGGUUGCAGAAUGCAUGGAAAUGUUGAGCUAGGUAAACUUGCUGGUGAGAAACUUAUAGCAUUGGACCCUGAAGAUAGUGGUAUUUAUGUGCUUCUUGCAAGUUUAUGUGCUAAUAAGCGAAAAUGGGGUGAUGUUAGUAAGUUGAGAAGCAUGAUGAGAAUUAAAGGUAUCAAGAAGAAUCCAGGGCGUAGCUUGAUAGAUGUGGAGGGAAAGUUACACGAAUUUGUGGCUGCAGAUGAAUCACACCCUCGAUCCCAAGCUAUAUAUAAAGUGCUUAAUGAGAUAGUCUUGCUGUCGAAAUUGGAAGAAUAUCAAUUAACUUCUGCAAACCCUGCAAAUUUAUUUUCUUAAAGAGAAUCUAUUUAUACAUACUGCAAUCUACAACUAGUUGUAGUCUCUUUUUAGAGUAGAGGGAGCUGAGUUAUUUUCUUCUGUGCUGUGGUUAGUGACCUGUAAUUGACUUAUUGAACCUGCAAACUUGGAGAUUGAAUCUGCAAGUUUCACAAAGUCAUGUACUAGAUGCUGAGAGCUGACUGCAUAUGUUAAAGAGUGGGUUUAGGAGAAUUUACAGACAUUAACUUGGAAAUAGUUGACCCGUACAGCUAACUCAAGUGGUAGAUCACCUAACAUGAAUUCAGCACUCCAGCAGCGACAGGGUGGGGGUUCGACUCCUACAACAUCUUGGAGUUAGGGCUUCCUAGAUUGGAGAUUGGGCUCCCCGAGUUGGCAAAAGUGUGGAGAUGAAUUCUUAGUGCGCAAAUGGACCCUUGUGCACAAAGUCCACGACACAAAGUGAUUGGACGGGUGGGAGUUCGACUCCCACAACAUCUUGAAGCUAGAGCUAGGGAGCUUGGAGAUUAGAGAUUGGGCACCCCAAGUUGGCAUCAGUAUGGAGAUGGACCCCUUGUGUGCAGAGUCGUCAACGACACAGAGUGCCUAGGUGGCUAUUCAGUCUAGCGUAAGUUGGAAACCUAAUGGAUAAAAAGAAACUUGGAAAUAGUUUUCUGUUAUAUCAUCAUGACAAUAAUGUUUUCCCUUUUUACUGUAAUGAAAGAGAAGUACAGAAGUUUGCAGUCUUA